AUGGCGGAGGAUAAACUGAAAAACGCUAAGGGCCAUUUUCAUACUGGGAGGUCCCGGAUGUGGCAAAGGGACACAAUUGGAGACCUGCUGCGUGAAGAGUGCGCGUCUGGGUCUGCACGGGGAAAAGAAUUGUCAGCAAUCAUGGAGCGAGGCGAACUCGUUCCCUUGGAUGUUGUGCUCUCUCUUAUCAAAGAAGCCAUGUUGAAGCUGAUAGACAAGAAUUGUUACUUCCUCAUUGAUGGUUAUCCCCGAGAACUGGAACAAGGAAUCCGGUUUGAAAAAGAAGUGUGCCCUUGCGUCUGCGUAGUUACUUUUGACGUGGAUGAGAAAAUAAUGGUCCAACGUCUGUUGAAAAGGGGCGAAACCAGUGGUCGUGUGGAUGACAACGAAGAGACAAUCAAGAAGCGUUUGCGGACAUUCAAUGAAAGCACAAAACCUGUGAUCGACUAUUAUGAAAAACAGAACAAAUUGAUUCGCAUCGAAGCCUCCGGUACGAUCGACGAAAUUUUCUCCAAGUUGUGCACCAAGCUCCAAGAGAAAGUCAAACUCUGA
Dicrocoelium dendriticum is the source of this 552-nucleotide messenger RNA. The record is from the annotation of a GenBank genome assembly. Lineage: Eukaryota; Metazoa; Platyhelminthes; Trematoda; Plagiorchiida; Dicrocoeliidae.